CACGACAGUGCCUUCCGUCUCUAGCUGGGUACUGGUGGGGCUAGACCUCUUAUACGUGUCAGGACGCACGUGUGUCCGAAUCGCCUCUUGGAGCGCUCUCUCCAGUCUCCCUUUAGCCAUCGCAAGAUGCAGCAGCCCGACCCUUCCCCAUUUCUCCCCUAACACAGGUGAAUCUCUCUCUCUCUCUCUCUCUCUCUCUCUCUGCAAAAUGAUACUGAAAAGGACCCCAAACCGCUUCAACCAGCUUCAUCUCCCCUUCCAGGGCAUCGCCCACCUUUGCUGCUCAUCCUUUUCAGUUCUUCCUCCCUACAAUUUCAAUCCCCGCCGUCCAAAAACCGACCUCCAGACCCAUCUCCAGUCCCUCCCUGAGAAACCCAAUUGCCAGUUCGGCGAGGCGAUCACCGUCUUUGAAGCUCAGGUGAAAUCAGGCGACUACAAUUUAGCCAUUUUGGCAUAUAAAACCAUGACCCAUGUCGGAAUUUCGCCGAAUUACCGCACGUUGAAUGCGUUACUCAACUGCUUCUUACAUACCCAAAAGCCGCAAUUCGCAUUCGGAGUCUUAGGAUUGGUUUUGAGGCAAGGUUACAUUCCUAGCAUGUAUCUUUUCAACGUGAUGCUGAAAGGAUUGUGUAAAGGGGGUAAGGUUGAAAGAGCAGUAGAGCUCUUUCACGAUAUGAGGAGAAAUGGGAUUUCGCCAGAUAUUGUUAGUUAUAAUACUCUUGUAAGUGGGCUUUGUAAAGCAAAGAGAUUGGAAUAUGCUUUGGGCUUGCGGGCUGAGAUGGCAGAGGCGGAUUGCCAACCCAAUGUGGUUACUUAUAGCACGUUGAUGGAUGGCCUUUGUAAGGUUGGUAGAGUCGAUGAAGCGAUGGCUUUGUUGGAUGAGAUGCGUGGGAGAGGUCUAGAUGCAGAUGUCGUUGUGUACAGUGUUCUUAUAAGCGGAUUUUGUGGUAAAGGGAGUGUUGAUAGGGGUAUUGAAGUCUUCGAUGACAUGACCCAGAAGGGGAUUUUGCCGAAUGUGGUCACUUACACUUGUUUGGUUCAUGGGCUUUGCAAGAUGGGUCGCUGGGAAGAAGUGAUGGGGAUGUUUAAUGGUAUGGCCGAACGCGGGCUUUCGCCUGAUGUUGUUAUGUAUACUACUUUGAUCGAUGGCCUUUGUAAAGAUGGAAGGGCUGAUCAAGCUUUGAAGCUUUUAGGUUUGAUGAUUGAGAAGGGCCAAGAGCCGAGCACUGUAACAUAUAACGUUUUGAUUAAUGGGUUGUGUAAGGAAGGGUUGACAGAUGAUGCUUUUGUGUUUUUUGAGAAGAUGAUUGAGAGAGGAAAGAUGCCUGAUGUAGUGACAUACAAUUCAUUGAUGGCGGGGCUUUGUAAUAGUCAGAAGGUUGAUGAGGCUAUGGAGCUCCUUAACAAAAUGCUUGGUGGUGACUGCAAUGUCAAACCAGAUGCCAUGAGUUUUAACAUGCUGAUUCAUGGGCUUUGCAAGGAAGGCCGCCUCAUUGAUGCUGUAGAGCUUUAUCGGAAAAUGGUUAAGAGAGGGAAUGUCGGGAAUUUGGUAACUUACAACAUGCUGAUCGAUGGGGCUUUCAAGAUUCGCAAGGUGGACAUGGCUACACAGUUCCAACAAGAAAUGAUUGAUAUGGGGUUUAGGCCAAACACAUUUACCUAUAGUAUCUUGAUCAAUGGACUUUGCAAAAUGCAAAUGGUUGAUGCUGCAGAAAAACUUCUCUAUGAAAUGAAAACUCGAGGUCUCACUCCUUCUUUGGUUGAUUAUAACACCUUGUUGUCAUCUUUGUGCAAAGAACGCAAUCUGGACCGUGUGAUGACUUUAUUUCAGGAAAUGAAAGAUGGUAAAUGUGAACCUGAUGUGAUUUCUUUUAAUACACUAAUUGAUGGAAUGUGCAAAGCAGGGGAUCUUCAAGCUGCAAAAGGAUUGCUUAGUGACCUGCUUCAAAGGGGUUUGUCUCCUGAUACUAUGACAUAUUCUAUAUUAAUAAAUAGGUUUUCAAAACUCGGGCAGUUAGAUGAAGCCAAAGGACUGCUUGAGAGAAUGAUUGCUAGUGGGUUUUCUCCGGACGCUGUCAUAUAUGAUUCUCUACUAAACGGUUUCAGUGCGAAGGGUGAAACAGAAGAAGUCAUUAACUUGCUUCGUCAAAUGGCAGCUAAGGAUGUUGCCCUUGAUGUGGGACUGAUUUCUACUAUCUUGAAUUGUCUUUGCCUUGCUACGAAAUCUUCUGAUUUUGCCGAAUUUCUUCCUACCUUUUCAAAUCAAGCUCCCAAGCAGAUGAGUAUCUCAUGUCAUGAGUUGUUGGAGAAACUCCACAAGUCAAAUAGUGGGCUUCAAUUACAAGCUGCUUAAUGCUUGUGACUUGUGGUUAUAAGAAUGUCAGUGGAUCUGUUUUUUUAUAGGCUUCCAGUGAUUUACUAGAAGCCAACCAAGAGAGAUCAAGGAUGAGGAUUUCUAUAGAUAUGCUGUAGAUGCAAAUGGGGAGCAAUCCGGAUGGAUUACAUGAAGUUGCCGCCAUGAGGGAACUUAGACUGGUUCUGGUGGGUUUUCUGACAGACUAUGCACAUGACAAGCUAAUGGGUCACUAUUUGCACAAGAAUCACUCCAGACAAGUUGUUUCUCAGUUGACUUAGAAGAGAAUGGUACAGAUCAAGUAUGUGACUAGGCUGCUUCUAUGUUCUUCUGGCAGCCCCAUCCUUGUUAUGUUCUUUAAAGCUAGGUGGAGGUCUUACCUAACAUUUCAUGCACCACCUCACAGGAAAUUCUGUUUCUUGAACAGGGAUGGAAACAUAACUAAGUGGGUCAUGACAAAGCACUGGAAAAAUGGGAAGAAUGUGACUGCACUAUCAUGUCAAAGUGGAAAAUAAAUUAUCUUGCAGCUUCUUCUUAGAUAGUUCGACAGGUUUGUUUUUCAAGUGAACUCCACUGCUUUGUUCCCAAAGUUAUUGGUUAUUCAGUACUCUUUUGCCUUCUUCUCAUCUAUCAUGUAGAGACAGCUUUUAUGUAGAGUGUGGACGUAGAUGACUUGGGCUUGUGGCAGUGGUUGGUUCUACCUACUUAGAGACGAUUUGUGGAGAUUGAAGAAAAGGUGAUUGCUGUGUUUAUAGUGCAGCUUUCAAGAAUGAAGGACAUGCAAGUAGUUGAAAUUGUGGUUGUCGUCUUGACAACCAUGGGAGCUUUUGUUAAGACAGAUUUCACCAAUUGAGUCCUUCAUACUCACUUUUAGGAGCUUAUGCUUCACAUCCAAUUUGGGACUAGACUUAAUUUUCUGCUGCAAAGCGGUAUGCCCAUUGUUUCCAUUUGCUAAUUGCAGAUCCUCUGUGUUUCAUGUCCAGAGAAAAGCCAAGUACUAAAAGCAUCUCUUCUUGUAUCUCCCA
Molecule: messenger RNA, 3378 nt
Organism: Magnolia sinica
Lineage: Eukaryota; Viridiplantae; Streptophyta; Magnoliopsida; Magnoliales; Magnoliaceae
Product: pentatricopeptide repeat-containing protein At4g28010-like
Exons: 2
Coding region: 209-2353 (714 amino acids)
Molecular function (GO): protein binding
Source: RefSeq, a predicted model, not a curated record